Molecule: messenger RNA, 3187 nt
Organism: Syngnathus acus (greater pipefish)
Lineage: Eukaryota; Metazoa; Chordata; Actinopteri; Syngnathiformes; Syngnathidae
Product: rho guanine nucleotide exchange factor 15
Exons: 16
Coding region: 304-3015 (903 amino acids)
Biological process (GO): activation of GTPase activity
Molecular function (GO): guanyl-nucleotide exchange factor activity; protein binding
Source: RefSeq, a predicted model, not a curated record
CCUUCAGUCGGCUCCACUCACUCCUUGUGCCUCUUACAACAAAGAGCAAAGUACAGAUGCCGUCGGGGACCGGAGAGUAGCCUUUACCUUUUCUUUGUUGGUUUUUGUAACGAUAAUGAUCAUUUCUGCUUUUACCUUCCAAGAUCAUGUUGGAGCGCCGACACAGCAGCCGAGUGAUUGACAAGUAAUGUUUACUCGCGUCCGAACUAUCCUGUGUGGAUGACGUGUUCCGGCGGACAUUUUCCCUCGGAGCCCGGCCUCUGAUCGGAAGCGCGUUAUCAAAGACGACCCGGCGACCCGACCAUGGCUGCCCAGGAAACAGACAGUCCACCUGUCCAGUUAGCCGAGCGCAAACCCAGGCCGAACCUCCCCCCAAAACCGAUGGAGCGAGGGACGGAGCAGGACGACCGGCCCGCCAGCCCCUCGGGCGGCAACGUCAAAACCAUGGUGAACAAGUUCACCAAACAGCGUGUCGGGCUGGCCAACGCCACCCGAAGGCAGAUGAAAAGGCAGCCGGUGUUCAAACCCAAGACCGGUACUGGCGCCAGUAACCCAGUAGUCCAGCCGCCUCCGCUACCCAAGAAGAGAACUCGCCUACCGGGGGCGAAGAGCACGGAAUCGGAGGACGGCGACAGCGUCUGCGCCGAAGGAGGUCGCUCAGACCCCGACGGGAAAGAGGUGGACGCCCAUUCCGUUGUUGGAAAGGUGGAGGAGGAGCACGUUCCGUACGAUGUCGCCAGCCCGACUUGCGAUCCCAGCUGCUGUUGCGUGUGCCACCUCCAGCGGCCCGGCAUGAAGCUGGUGUGGGUGCCGCUGGAAGCCGAGGACGGCGCCAACGGCGACAGCUUGGAGGAAGAGGCGUCCGACUGGGCCUCGUCGGACGGUGAGAAGGGCGAGGGCCUGGCGGGGGUAGAAGAGGAGGGAGAAGAGUUGGAGGCGGCGCCCCUCGUCGCCGAUGCGACGGAAGCGCCGCAAAAGGAAAAGUUGCCGCUUAUAAUGGACGAGGCUCCCCGGAGACUCUCGGAUCCCGGACCUCAGGUCUCCUCCGCUGCCCCCGGACAGAAUACAUUCCUGACAGUCAGCAAGGAAGAAAACGAUCUUUACGAGACCUUCAUCCCCACGGUGGAUCUCAGUCACAAGAAAGCCAGUCAGGAGGCGGCGGACGUUCCUCAGGUCAAGGUGCCCACGCCGGCUCGCAGGUCCAAGCCUCCGGAGCUCCAGAGGAAUGGCGCCGUGAUGUCGGAUGAGCCGCCACCCGCCAUCCCGCCCCGCAGACCCCUGACUCAAGACACUCGCUCCUUGUCGGCGGAGGAGCGCACGCCGCAAGCCGGUCCUCGGCCCCCCGCCAGCCCCCAUUUGCCUCCGAGACCGCCGCUGCUCCUACCGAAAGCCGACGUCUGCAGGGAUGCCGGCAACACGGGCGGACAAAGAAACGAGGGAGAGAACGGGGACGGAUGGAAGGAGGACUCAACGGAAGAACCGUCCGUGACUGAGACUGAGCUUUCCAACAGCUGGAAGUCCCGGCUGCAAAACCAACCUCUGUACCAGACCUACCGGGCCACCGUCAUCACCAAAGAGAUCCGCCGGCAGACGGUUUGCCGGCACGUCAGCGCCAGCGGCGACUACACCGCCGAGUUGCCGAGCCGGAACGAUUGCACCCUCUGGCAGAACCUGCCGGCGGUGCGGGACAGCGGCGUCUUGGAGCAGCUCUCCCUAGAACAGUGCAAGUAUCAGGAGAGUAUGUUUGAGGUUCUGACGUCGGAAACCUCCUACCUUCGCUCGCUGUACGUUCUAACCGAACACUUCCUGGAGAAUCGGGAGCUGGAAGGGACGCUGGUGAUCAGAGACAAGAAGCCCCUCUUUUCCAACAUCCUGAGGGUCCGCGAGGUCAGCGAGAGGUUCCUGAGAGACCUGGAGGAGCGCGUCUUUGAGAACAUCGUGUUCUCGGACAUCUGCGACAUCAUCCACUACCACUCGCAGCACAAUUUCCCGGCCUACAUCGACUACGUCCGCAACCAGAUCUACCAGGAGAAGACGUACACCUCGCUCAUGAAGAACAACACGCAUUUUGCCGCCGUCAUCAAUCGGCUCCAGGAGUCGCCUCAGUGCCAGCGGCUGCCCUUCAUGUCCUUCCUGCUGCUGCCGUUCCAGAGGAUAACGCGCAUCAAAAUGCUCAUCGAGAACAUCCUGAAAAGAACAAAAGAGGGCACCAAAGAGGAGCAGAUGGCUUCCAAGGCUUUGGCCUCCGUGUCCAAGAUCAUUGACGAGUGUAACACGGAGGUGGGCAAGAUGAGACAGAUGGAGGAGUUGAUCCUCAUCUCCAAAUCGCUGGAGUUCGACAAGCUCAAGGCCAUCCCCAUCAUUUCCCAGACCCGCUUCCUGGAGAAGAAGGGAGAACUCCAGGAAAUGUCCAGAGGAGGAACCGUCUUCCAAAUGAGAAUCAAGUUCAAUCCCAUCUACGUUUUUCUCUUCAACGACCUGCUCAUCAUUACCACCAGCAACGUCAAGAAGAGCGCCGAGCGCUUCGUGGUGCUGGACUACGCCCACCGCUCCUUGGUUCAGGCUCAGCCCCUGGAGGAGGACAGGAGCGGCGGCCCGUACGAGAACUGCUUCACCCUCAUUCUGCUGGAGAACCAUAACGGGCGCUCCAUGGAGCGUCUCAUUAAAGCGCCCUCCCAGCCGGAUAUGCACAGGUGGAUGGCCGCCUUCCCCAACAAAGACGAAGACGAGGUGGUCUAUGACGCCUGGGACUGUCCUCAGGUUCAGUGCGUGGAGCAGUACGUGGCCCAGCAGGCCGACGAGCUCAACCUGGAACCCACUGAGAUUGUCAACGUCAUACGCAAAACAAACGAGGGUUGGUACGAGGGCAUCCGCCUGUCGGACGGCCAGAAAGGCUGGUUCCCCGUCAGCAACAUCAUCGAAAUCACCAACGAGCACGUGAGGAGGCGCAACCUGAAGGAGCGCUAUCGAGUCAUCCAGGCCGCCAGCCAGGUCACCACCAUCAAGAAACUUUAAUGAGGUCGUCGGCGGUGACGCCUUUGCCACGCAGGUAACUCGUGAUGGACAAUUAUUUAUACACUUUGUUUUUAAAGCUAAAAUGAAACCAAUCCAAUAAUGCAUACUGAAUAUUUUUAUUGUAAAAGUGUCAAACACCAAGAACAAGCUGUACAUAAAUCCAAAGACAACA